Messenger RNA from Jaminaea rosea, 2939 nucleotides. RefSeq lists its product as hypothetical. Bases 119 to 2737 code for a protein of 872 amino acids. The transcript has a single exon. The record is from RefSeq and is a predicted model, not a curated record. Lineage: Eukaryota; Fungi; Basidiomycota; Exobasidiomycetes; Microstromatales.
CAGGACGAAAUGAACAGUCACUUCAUCCUGCCCUGAUCUCUCCAACCUCUUCACGGCAAGAUGAUGAUCGUGCGAGCAUGACCCAGCAUAUCAUCCAGCGCCUCAUCAAUAGAGCGCAAUGGCCCCUUGGCGUCGCUUGGCUACCUCGACAUGUCUAAGCCUUGGGCCACGCCAUCCUUGGCCUCCUCUCUUCUCGUGUAGGACAGGGCCACCUUCAGCAGCCAAAGGCAUAUCUGGCCGCCGUCGCUCUCACAUGGCCGCAAAUGGACAAUCGUCGCUUUUCUCGCGCCUUUUAGAGUUCGACGCAAGCGUUCAUCGAUCAUUUUGCGAUGGCAAACGUGUCGUUGACGAUACGCGCCAUGCUCUGUCGCGCCUCGAUGCACCCUCGACGGCACUCGCAAUGCAUAUACUCAUUGAUGGACUCCUCCGUAAGAUGAGCGCGGUCCAUCUAACAUCAGAUCUCGUCGAUGUGGUCGUCGAGGGUCUCCACUCUAUCCGCGCCUCAACAGGCGACAUCAAUGACGGUCAGCAGCAGGCUCGAUGGGAGGCUGAGAUCUGCGACAUUCUCGACAACUUUGCCCUGCGCCUCGUUUCCUUUCCCGACCACCGAGCCAGGAAUGCCUCGCUCGACCUUGUGGAGCUAGCAACCGCCCUUGAUGUCGACGCUCAUCGUAUCGCACGCAUCAUCAAUAUCAUAUGCGGUGGAUUGCAAGAGGCUGACCAUCCUAAGACCAGCUCCACCACUCCCUCUGCAGCCAUCGCCUUCCCCAUUGCUCCGUUGCAAAUCUACGAUCGAGCAUUUGCCGAUACGGAGCUCUGCACAGCCCUAUUAGAGACCUCGCGGCAUUGCGGGUCGAAGCAGCAGGUACUCAGCAUCAUCUCCGCCUUCCUGCGCGUUCCUGCCGAGGAGGAACAGGACCUCCAACGAGCUGAUCAGCUCCUUAAUCUGGCACGACGGCUGACUCUCGACGAAGGAGGUCCGCCUCCGGAAAUUUUUGCAAGUUAUGCAGACGCUUUACUACAGGCCACCUACGUGCCACCUGGUUAUGCCUUCCGAAUGGCUGCCGACUUCUUCGACGAUCAGGUCAUCAAGGCCAAUAGUCUCAGCGACCCACUACGCUCUCGUGUCUGGGGAACCCUAGUCGCCUUCGAUCCCACCUUGGCAGCAGGAGCGGACCAGCCAUUCACAAUCACCAACCUCUGGUCUCGUCCUCACGGCAGCCCUCGGGAUAGCGUCGCGGCUGGACCUCAUCCUCACCUUGCAUCACAUCCUGCAUUCUUGCAGCAUUUCCUUUCGGGUCUUGGUUCGCUGCCUGCUUUCACAAAGCAAGUGCUCAGGGCUGGCAUGCACAUGUGGGAUCAUUGCGUCCGUCGCUAUCGUGUGCAGCCCACGCCGCGUAUUGCAUCCAACGCAGUUCGCCUUUCGAUUCUCGGCGAUUCCUGGGGCGACGCCGUCGAUCUCCUACAAAGCUGGGUGACAACGUCCACUGAGCAGCAGCAUGCAGUAUCAAAAUUGGCCGAAGAGCUGGAAGCAUUGAGUGGUCCGCUACGCAGGAUUAAUUCGUCACCGAAUGUCAAGGCUUGGUCAGAUCCAGCGGCAGUCGGCAUGCUGCCCGCAAUGCCCUCGAGCCGUCUGCCUCGCACAUUGAUGGGAACCACGUUGAAUUCGCAUCGGCCGAUGGCCUGCUGGGCCGUAUGGAAGCACAGUCCAGGAAUCGCCGGCUGUCCGCAUGACCACUUCUCCCUGCUCGCCCUUCUUUCGGGUGCUCGCCACGCAGCAAGACUGGAUGUCGAGCGCCGAAUCAGAAGCAAGGAGACUCGCAAUCGCCAAGAGAUGAUAAUGUCACACGACCUAGAGGCAGAUGUAGAUGCUCUACUCUCUCACCAACCUUGGCAGAGGGACAACAACGACAGUUCACCUCUUUGGGACGGCUUGCCACCAGCCCUACGUGCGAAGGCAGUCUUCCGACAUAUCAUCUUCUCUCAGCAUCCAGAUCUCCGGACGGAAGUCAGCGCGGUGGAAGCCUGCCGCGCAGCCCUCAGCUGGCGGCCCUUUCGAACCAGUUUCAAGGCCUCUGAGCUGAGCAUCGUACCAUCAAGCUCCCCAGAAGCCCAUUCAUCCCAAAGCGGUACUCGGGCCGCCUACUACGAUUCGGAGAGUUGUGACGAGGAGCAGCCAGGAAGUCUGGUUGACGACUGCGGCCGCAGUCUUCCAUGGACCUCCGUUGUGUUCGGCAAUGACCUAUUUGAGGGCUAUUUAAGCCUGCUCUGCAUCAUUCGACUCCUCGAAAAUGGCGAGCAGCACCACGAACCGCACUCACACCGAGUCUCAACCCCCUUCUCUUUCCUCUCCGGAUCAGACGACGUCUGGACAGAGCCAUUAAUGGUCUUAUCAUGGAUGAGACGAUUGUCUCUACAGCCCAGCCGUGAAAUAAUGGGACUCGUCAGCCUGACGGCUUUCAGAGACCUGCCUUUGUGGUCCCAGAAUCUCUCUGCGGACGCUUCGUUGAUGGGACCGAUUGACGCAUGGUGCCGAGAAUGGGUCGACGCGGACAAUUUCCCGAUAAGGACGGAUAUCCUCGGCGUCGAGAAUCGACUUCUCCGGCAAAGUCUACCGCUAAACGAGGACUUCGACGAAAGAGGAGGGCGGCCCUUUGAUGAAGGCUACGCUCGUCCGCGAAGAAAGGAGAGAAGGAGGGCUCAGAAGUCUGCAGGAUGGUACAAAGGCAUCAGAUGAGGUUGAAUAUGCGAGCGCGCAGCUUCUGGUCUGUUCUGAAAUGCUAUGCCACCCGGUAGCAAAUUGUAUCCGUCUAAUCGAUGCUUGCCUAGCUGUUGUCUUCUCGCAAGGUAAUCUUCGUCGUUGCUCGUCUCGACUACAUCUCUUCGCCUUCACCUGACCUGACCGCCGGCAACGCCAUGCAAAGUGGAGGAGGGAGGUG